AUGGCGACUGCAAUCCAGCUAGACGGAACAUCCAUGACAAAAAUGAAGCCAGCCGCGGAGGUGCUGGUCGAUGGUUGCACUAGCCACGAGCAGGCAUUUUCUAUGCAGGAAAUGUUCGUGGACUGGUUCCCCAACGGUCUAAAGUUGAUGUUCAAGAUCAGGCCUCGAGCUCAGAAGCUUGAGGUCUCUGUGAAUGAAAAAACUUUGGUGUCGAAGAGCAUCUCCAAGCUCUUGGAGGAGGAUGUCACAGGACUUUGGCCAACAGACAAAGCGAAGAUCAAGGCUGAGAUUCGCGGCUGGCUUGAGGACUCGCCCAAAGAGCUUCUUCAAAAAGCCACGUUGCGUGACCCUUCUGUGAGAGAAAAGACGGGGAGCAGCUGGUUUGAGAUCAUCGGCUCCAUCACGGUCAUUUUGUCGAUCGGUGUUGGCAUAUACACGCUGACAUACCUCAUGGCACUAGGUCUGAAGUCAGGACCCAGGGAAGAGACUGAGCUUUUGGACAACUACGAGCUCUGA
Messenger RNA from Symbiodinium necroappetens, 516 nucleotides. Lineage: Eukaryota; Dinophyceae; Suessiales; Symbiodiniaceae. The record is from the annotation of a GenBank genome assembly.